Messenger RNA from Prionailurus viverrinus (fishing cat), 2367 nucleotides. RefSeq names its product RNA binding protein, mRNA processing factor 2 (gene RBPMS2). Gene Ontology annotation, biological process: negative regulation of smooth muscle cell differentiation. NCBI's taxonomy places the organism in Eukaryota, Metazoa, Chordata, Mammalia, Carnivora, Felidae. Gene Ontology annotation, molecular function: protein homodimerization activity; mRNA binding. Gene Ontology annotation, cellular component: cytoplasm. The record is from RefSeq and is a predicted model, not a curated record. The transcript has 7 exons. The coding region runs from base 304 to 936 and encodes 210 amino acids.
GGCGCACUCGCCGGUCGCAGUGAAAAGGCGGAGGCGGCGGCCGCUCGGGCUCGGCUCCGGUUCCCAGUGCCUCCCCCGCCGCACCCCCUCCCCACAUCCCGCACCCGCCAAACUUGAUGUGACCCCAGCCUGACGCGGCGGCUGCCCCUCUCACCGCCCCGUGCGCCCCCCACCGCCACUCCGCCCCGCACUCCCGGAGCGCACCGCUCACCGCGCCCCUUCCCACCUCCUCGCCGGGGCCGGGCGCCGCGCUCGCCCUCAGCGUUCCCUUCCCCUCGCCACCCCCACCCCACCCCCCGCACCAUGAGCAACCUGAAGCCGGACGGCGAGCACAGCACCAGCACGGGCACCGGCACGGGCUCGGGCUCCGGCGGCACUCUGGAGGAAGAGGUCCGAACACUAUUCGUCAGUGGCCUCCCUGUGGACAUUAAACCCAGAGAACUCUACCUGCUCUUCAGGCCGUUCAAGGGGUAUGAAGGGUCCCUGAUCAAACUCACAUCGAGACAGCCUGUUGGUUUUGUGAUCUUUGACAGCCGAGCAGGAGCAGAAGCAGCCAAGAAUGCAUUGAAUGGUAUUCGCUUUGAUCCUGAGAACCCGCAGACCCUGAGGCUAGAGUUUGCCAAAGCCAACACCAAGAUGGCCAAGAACAAGCUAAUGGCUACACCAAAUCCUACCAACACUCACCCCGCCCUAGGAGCACACUUCAUUGCACGGGACCCCUAUGACCUUAUGGGGGCUGCUCUGAUCCCCGCAUCCCCAGAGGCCUGGGCCCCCUACCCUCUGUACACCACAGAGCUGACCCCAGCCAUCUCACACGCUGCAUUCACCUACCCAGCUGCCACUGCUGCUGCCGCUGCCGCCCUACAUGCUCAGGUGCGCUGGUACCCUUCCUCUGAUACCACCCAGCAAGGAUGGAAAUAUCGUCAGUUCUGUUAGUUCUUCAGUAAGUGUUGGCCCAGAGGCCCAGGAUAAGUGUUCUAGAGCCUGGCUUACUGCAGGGCCGUGGUUCCUCCUUCUGCCUGAGCCGGAGAGCUCACUGGUGCUAGGCGUCCACCUGGGCUUGCGUGCUAGGGCACUCUGGCUGGUUUUUCCCCUUCUCCUCCCACCGACACCCCCUGCCAUCCAUCUUGCAGCCUCCUCACAAGGGCAAAGCCUGGGUUCAUCUCUAGUCCCUCACCUCUGCUCACGGCCACCUCUCUCCCCUCCCUCCAGGUCUUGUCACCGCAGCUUGAAGCCCCUACCCCGCUGGGGAGGAAGCCGCUCUGAGCUUCCACUGCCCCCAGGCGGCCUGUGGAGAGCUGCUGCUUCCCUCCAAAGACUGUGAAUUUUAAGCCUGACUCAGUGGACUGCUUCCUGUUUCCUUUCUCCUCUUCCUCAGCCCUGUCCUUCCCCAGAGCCCCUCGCCAAGGCCUCCCGGGAGGAUUCAGGGGCCUUCUUGCAGGGACACCCAGCCCCAGGCCGGAGAUCUCACUGGGACUGAGCAAGGCCUGACCCCCUGGGUCCAGACUUGCUUCCACAGCUCCACCUCAGAGAAACGAGGCAUUUAAUUUUGCAUGUUUUCUGGCAUGAAUUAAGACACUUAAAUUUGUGUAUAUGUGAGUGUACAGUUUGUUCUCACAUUGUGUCACCAUAGCAACAGGUCCUGGCCACCAAUGGUCCAUCAUUCCGGGUCCCUCUGUGCACACCCUCCCCUGCAGCCCCUGUCUCAGUGAGGACCAGCCCUGCAGCUCGCCCCGCCCUGCGGUCCUGCAGCCUGGCGCCCCCACCACCCCCACGCGCUUCCAGGCCGAACAGCAGCCACCACCCGACAGAGAUAGUGUUUUCUUUUUCAUUUCAAGUCCGGGUCCUCUGCGUCCUCCUCAGAGGGGCCAACAACUGCUAAGAAAAUCCUUUCUCUGCCCAUUUUGCUUACCUCUCCACAGCGCACCCCACCCCUGCCCUGCUCCUCAUUCUUUCCGUACUUCAAAACCAACCAAAAAGUGAAAGUAUUUUUGUACCCUGUGUAACAAAAUAUUUAUGCAUCAUAAAGGAUUUUUCGUGUGUGUGUGCAAUUAAUUAUUAAAGAGACCUUGUUCGCCUUGUCAGAUAAGUUUAAUGUUUAGUUUGAGGCAUGAAGAAAAAAAGGGUUUCCGUUCUCCAGCAAUGAGCCUUUGUUUCAGGCGUUAGUUUCAGAAAAAUGAAGGAAAAAAAAUUGUGCAAUUUUUUUGUUUCAUGAGCACAUCAGUGCUUUUGCCUUUGGCCGCAGCUGUGUGGCUGUCUUGCCGUUUUCAGACUUGGGAGACGAGGUGGCUGUUGUAAUUGCUGAUCCUGUGAGAAUGUGAAGCUGGAUAAUAUAUGAAAUGCAAAAUAAAAAGUCAUCCAAAGUAA